AGAAGGCCUAGGUAGAAAUCUCCCAUGAUUCCAUGUAAGCUUGGUUUUCUCUCAAGAUGGCGACGGCAACGAGAGCUAUUCAAGCGAUUCGGAAUUUUCUCAUUGGCAAAAGACUGACAGUUUCUUCUCGUUAUGCGUACGAUCAAUCUGCAAGAACACAGCCGAAUCCUAACAUCCCAGAUGGUCCUGCUCACAAACUAAGUCAUAAUUACUACUGUGACCGAGAUCUGCGUCGAGCUUCAAUGCCACCAGUUGUAUUGUAUGGCCAGCAGAAGCUGCUAGAAGAGGCUGCAGAGAAAGGGGGAGAAGGAGUCAAAUCACUAGCUGCAAAAACUCCAGGAAAAGUGUUCAAUCCAGAUCAGUGAUGGCUUCUGGAAAAGCUAUCAUGCUGUUGUAUCUGGGAUAAACUAUUAUUUCCACUCUAAAUUUUUCUUUUUUGAUGAACUCAAGAUUUUCCUCUGAACAAGCAGGAGUGUCAUAUGAGAAAGAAAUAAGCCCAAUAUUUUUUUCUACUGGGCAAAGUCUGUUCCUUGUGGUUUUCUAAAAUUAUUAGAACCGUGGCUGAUAGUAUUUAUAGCGAUUUGAGUUUUGAGUGUCUUAAUGCCAAAUUGUGGAUUUUAAGGAGUAUAAAUCAGACCUUUUCAGACUGGCUGACUUUAAGUUUGUUGAAACCAUUACUUUCUUGAGAUGUCAAGUCUUAACAUCCACUGAAUUUUGUGUUUUAAAAUUUCAUGUGAUGUUCUGUAUGGGUUUAUUUCAGAGUUAAGGUUAAAUAUAAAUGAGGUAUUUGGAAUUCUGUUUUGUAUAUAAUGUAAUUUAAAAGAAUAAAGGUGAUUUCACAGAAAUCUGAUUUCUGACAA
Molecule: messenger RNA, 860 nt
Organism: Stylophora pistillata
Lineage: Eukaryota; Metazoa; Cnidaria; Anthozoa; Scleractinia; Pocilloporidae
Product: NADH dehydrogenase [ubiquinone] 1 alpha subcomplex subunit 7
Biological process (GO): mitochondrial electron transport, NADH to ubiquinone; ATP synthesis coupled electron transport
Cellular component (GO): respiratory chain complex I; mitochondrial inner membrane
Source: RefSeq, a predicted model, not a curated record